Molecule: messenger RNA, 1588 nt
Organism: Plectropomus leopardus (leopard coralgrouper)
Lineage: Eukaryota; Metazoa; Chordata; Actinopteri; Perciformes; Serranidae
Product: carboxypeptidase O
Biological process (GO): proteolysis
Molecular function (GO): metallocarboxypeptidase activity; zinc ion binding
Source: RefSeq, a predicted model, not a curated record
AUAUCUCUCACAUUCCGUUAUUUGCUGACCUGACUUCACAGCCGAUCACUGCUCCACUAAUAGGCUGGUAUCAUCCUGAGGUCAGUGUCGUCUACACUUGCAAACAAGGAGUUUAUUUUCACAAUGCUUAACUCUGUGGGACUGAGCCUUGUGGUGCUGCUUUCAGCAGUGGGAGCAGCUACCGUAGAGAGAGCCGAGUACGACUACUUCAAAUAUCAUCCCAUGCCAGAGAUCACUAACUGGAUGAAUCAGGUUGCGACGGAUUACCCUGAUGUUGUGAGCGUUGUGGAAUAUGGACAGACCUAUGAGAAGAGGGUUAUUCGCUUGCUCAAGAUUGGCGUGAAUACAGGAGAGAAAAAAAAAGCUAUCUGGAUGGACUGUGGUAUACACUCAAGGGAAUGGAUCGCCCCGGCCUUCUGUCAGUACUUUGUCAGAGAGAUCCUGCAGGCGUACAAAUCAGACCCAAAAAUGCAACAGAUGAUGCAGAACAUGGACUUCUACAUCACCCCUGUGCUCAACAUGGACGGCUACAUCUACUCCUGGAAGAACAACACAACUCGACUAUGGAGGAAAAACAGGUCGCCAGGACCUGCAGGGUGCACCUGUCAUGGCACUGAUCUCAACCGCAACUUUGAAGCCAACUGGGGCACAAUCGGGAUAUCAUUCAACUGCUGCUCAAACAUCUACUGCGGGAGCCAAGCUGCAUCCGAGCCCGAGGCCCAGGCCGUAACUUAUUUUGUAGGAAGCCGGAAGGAAGACUUCCUGUGUUUCCUCACCAUCCACUCCUACGGCCAGCUGCUCCUGGUUCCCUAUGGACACCCCAACUUCACCGCCUCCAACUACGAUGAGCUGAUGAAGGUGGGUUUGGGUGCAGCAGACGCCAUUAGGAGCGUCCACGGGAUGAACUACACUGUAGGAACCUCUCCUGAUGUGUUGUACGCCAACUCUGGUUCAUCCAGGGACUGGGCUCGGAUGCAGGGGAUCCCCUUCUCCUUCACCUUUGAGCUGAGAGACAAAGGGGAAUUCGGCUUCAAGCUUCCUGAGGAUCAGAUCCAGCCGACCUGUGAGGAGGCCUACAGCGGAGCCCUGCAUAUCAUCACUUACGCCCACGACAAGACCUUUAGUGGUGCCGUGGCAACCGCUGCUGCGACCCUGUGGACCCUGCUGUUAGCAGCGGGUGUCACCAGCGCCAACCUGAUGUGAGGUGGAAAAAAGUGCACGUGGGAAACUGAUCAAAGCUGCCUUCAGCUCCAGUCAUCCUCUGUGUACGGCGCAAGUACAGUGUGAAGUUCAGGCUGUAAGUCAGUGUCACAAAACCAACAAAAUGUUUUCUUAUCCUCGUUUUAGGCAGAAUGUUUUGUUGAUAAGUUAUGAGCAAAUGUAAAACAUCCUUGGUUAAAACUGUUGUAAAGUGUAUUUUAUCCAAAAUGUUCACUUCUGUUCAUAAACUUCAACAAAUGUCAUUCGCCAGAAAAUAGUUGGUCCAUAAAAAUUCAUUUUACUAUCAUUUUAAAGUCAUGACCAAAGCAACAUUAUCUGGCACGAAGAACUACUUUAAAAAAAAAAAGAAUAAAAUCUUAUAAAUAUG